GUGGGCGGGACGAAGACUGGUGUGGUGCGGUACGUGGGGGAGACAGACUUUGCCAAGGGCGAGUGGUGUGGCGUGGAGCUGGACGAGCCCCUUGGGAAGAACGACGGAGCGGUGGCAGGCACCAGGUAUGGUGGUCUUUCCUGGGGGGCCCUCCUCUCCGCGCAGGGCGUCCACGUGGCCCACACGGCCGAGCUGCGGGGGAUCCGCUGGGCGGGCAGCCUGCGGCAGGAGGCCUCGGAUUAUUACCGCACGCUGACGGCGGCCCUGGAGGUGCUGUUUGUGAGUAGCUUCCAGAAGACAGAGCUGGAGGCCAGCUGCCUGGGCUGCGCGGUGCUGAACUACGGGGCCGGGAACGCCAGCGUCCUCGUGCAUUUCCAGCUGCGCUUCCUGCGGCGAACCUUCCAGACGCUGAGUCCCGGCCUGGAAGAGGCGCUCCUGCAACAGGGCCUCCGGGCAAAGCUGCAGGGACGUGGCCUCCCCGUGGCUCCCUACGGCACCAUCGUGUCGGCCGAGCUCACAGGAAGCCGCCACGCGCCCCUGGCAGAAAGAGACUUAAAGUCAGGCCACUGUCCAGGGAACUCCUUUUCCUGCUGGAACAGCCAGUGUGUGACCAAAGUGAAUCCAGAGUGUGACGACAGAGUGGACUGUUCCGAUGGGUCUGAUGAGGCGCACUGUGACUGUGGCUGGCAGCCUGCCUGGAGGACAGCGGGCAGGAUCGUGGGCGGCGUGGAGACGGCCCCCGGGGAGUUCCCCUGGCAAGUCAGCCUUCGCGAGAACAAGGAGCACUUCUGCGGGGCCACCAUCAUCGGCCCCAGGUGGCUGGUGUCUGCCGCCCACUGCUUCAACGAGUUCCAAGACCCCGCGGAGUGGGUGGCCUACGCGGGCGCGACCUCCCUCAGCGGCUCGGAGGCCAGCACCGUGCGGGCCCGGGUGGCGCAGAUCAUCCGGCACCCGCGGUACGACCCGGACACGGCCGACUUCGACGUGGCCGCGCUGCAGCUGAGCCGGCCGCUGCCCUUCGGACGGCACAUCCAGCCCGUGUGCCUCCCGGCCGCCUCGCACGCCUUCCCGCCCGGCAAGAAGUGUCUGAUCUCCGGCUGGGGCUACCUCAGGGAGGACUUCCGUAAGCACCCCACGGCCGCGGGAGAGAGCGGCCACUCACGUCCGGCCCCCAUGUUCGCGG
Carlito syrichta (Philippine tarsier) is the source of this 1183-nucleotide messenger RNA. RefSeq names its product transmembrane protease serine 9-like. The record is from RefSeq and is a predicted model, not a curated record. Gene Ontology annotation, molecular function: serine-type endopeptidase activity; protein binding. The annotation marks the transcript as partial. The transcript is spliced from 8 exons. Gene Ontology annotation, biological process: proteolysis. NCBI's taxonomy places the organism in Eukaryota, Metazoa, Chordata, Mammalia, Primates, Tarsiidae.